CUGAAGAAAUUGUAAAGAAAUGCAAAGGGUUGCCAUUGGCUGUAAAAACCCUUGGAGGAGUUCUUCAGGAUGAGCUGGAUCGUAAGAGGUGGGUCAAGAUACUAAAUAGUGAGAUAUGGGAAUUACCAGGAGAAAGCAGUCACAUUCUUCCAGCUUUGAGAUUGAGUUAUCAUCAUCUUCCUGCCCCUCUAAAAAGGUGUUUUGCCUAUUGUGCUGUGUUCCCAAAAGAUCAUGACUUUGACAAGGAUGAUUUAGUUUUAUUAUGGAUGGCUGAGGGAUUUGUCAAACAGCGGCAGAAUGGAGCAAGGCAAAUGAAAGACAUGGGAGAUCAAUACUUUCGUGAUUUAAUUUCAAGAGGGCUUCUCCAACAAUCAACCAGUUAUGGCAGUAAUGAAUUAUACUUUGUGAUGCAUGACCUUGUGCAUGAUUUAGCGCAGUAUAUUGCAGGAGAAACAUGCUGCAAUUUCGAAAAUCUGAUAGAGAGUGAGAAAAAGGAGCGUAAUUUUGAAAAGGCACGCUAUGUGUCAUCCUCUGCUCAAAAUGAUUUUAGAAGAUCUCAGUUUCUGCAAAAACCCAAUAGUUGGCGGACGCUCCUAUUAUAUUCUGCUCCUGGACGACCGUAUUACGAUCAUUCUUUGCCAGAGUGUCUACAAAAAUCAAGAUGCCUGAGGGUCUUAUCUCUUCCCUUUUGGAGAACAUCCGAAUUUCCAAAUUCUAUUGAGAAAUUGAAGCAUUUGCGCUACCUGGAUUUGUCAUGGAGUCCAUUACAAUGUUUACCGAAUUCUGUAAGGUCUCUUGUGUACUUGCAGACAAUGAUACUAUUCGGGUGCAAUGAAAUCAAGGAGUUGCCGGCAGGAAUUGUGGAUUUAGUUGACUUACAUCAUCUUGAUAUUAGGGGUACGGAUAGCUUACAAAAGAUGCCACCCCAAAUGGGCAGUUUGAAAAAUCUUUUGAUGUUGCCUAAAUUUAUUGUGGGACAAUCUGAUGGGCUGAGAUUAAAAGAGUUGAGCAACUUGAAGGAUCUACGAGGUAAGCUACUUAUCGAAGAUCUCCAUAAUGUCUCCGAUGUUCAAGAUGCCUGUGAGGCCAACCUAUUUAAGAUCGAGGGCCUUGAAGAGCUAACAUUGGCGUGGACUAAUGACUUCCAGACUUCACGAGAUGAAAGUAAUGAAUUGCAGGUUCUCAGGCAGUUAAAGCCUCAUUCCAAUUUGAAAAGAUUAAAAAUUGAUUCAUACGGAGGCUUGAAAUUCCCAUCUUGGAUAUGCAGUCCAAUGGAAUGUAUUACUGACUGUCCCCUUCUAGAAUCAUUAACAGACCUUCUACCUCUUACUCUUGAAACUUUGACCAUCUCGGGUUGUGAUAACUUUGAACGCCUACCAAAUGGACUACAUAACCUCACCUCUUUAAAAAAAUUGGAUAUCCAACGUUGCAAAAAGUUCGUGGGCUUUCUGGUGACUGACUUUCCGUUACAUCUCCAAGACCUUACCUUAAUUAAUUUGGAGGCGUUGGAGUCAUUACCUGAUGAGUUGAUGAUGACAACAGAAGACGUACAUAUUUGGGGUUGUCCACGCCUCAAAUCUUUUUCGACAGGUGAGUUACUUGCCAGACUUGAAGAGUCCACAGUUGAGAAUUCUGAAAAAUCUGAGUUCCUACGGGAGGGUGAUGAUAGCAGCACUGUGACAGUGAAUCUUGAAAGAACGAGUGUUUCUGGUUUGGGAAAACUCAAUUUCCCCAUUGAUUGCAUGCACAAUCUCGGUCGUCUCUGCUACUUAUUAAUAUGUAAUUGUAAAAGUUUAGAGUCCUUGCCAGAAAGGUUGCUGUCUACCUCCACUCUUAAAACUCUGGUGAUAAGACGUUGUGAUAAUCUCAAGUCUCUGCCCAAUGGAAUGGACAACUGCACGUCUCUCCAUAUAAGCGAUUGUCCAGCUAUAACAUCCAUAGCAGGGGGAGGUUUACCUCCGAAUCUUAAACAGCUUGAGAUCGAUUGUGAGGGCUUGAAGCAGUCAACGUUAGAAUGGAGGCUUGACACGCUUACGUCUCUUGAGAAACUUGAGAUUCACUGGAUAUGUCCUCCGGAUGAUUUACUUCCCACUUCCCUAAAAACUCUUUCAAUAGAAAGAGUGGGUAAUCUGGAAUCCAUAUCUCAAGGGCUCCUCCAAAACCUUGCUUCUCUUCAAAAGUUGAGAUUUAGGAAUUGCCCGAAUCUCAAGAACUUGCCCAAGGAAGGUCUACCUCCCUCGUUGGAAGUGUUCGAAAUGAGCGGCUGUCCACUUCUAGAACAACGGUUCUUGAAGGAAAAAGGAGACUACUGGCCCCUUCUAUCCAACAUUCCGAAAAUAAAUAUACCGUCAAUUGGACCCAGGUACAAGAAUAUCCUACCACAUCCUCAGCAUGUUCUUCAUCUUAAUUUGAACAUAGAAAUUUGUUACUACUAUUCCCUCGUUUAGCAAAUUAAUAUAUCAUUGUUAAUUUAAGACAAAACAAGAGGCUUUGUUGCUUCUCUUUUAUUUUGGAAUAGCCUUUAAUUUUCUUAUCAAUUCUUUCAUCUGUUCUUUCAGUUCUGAGGUGUAUACUUGUCUCACUUUCGGUGCAUUUUUCUUUAUGAAUUUUGUAAGAUGCCGAUAUUAUGUUUGUCAAGCUUAUUGAGGUGAAAUGUGCACAAUCACGCACUGGUUUUCAUUUUUUCUGCAUCAUAUCAUUUUACUUUUUAGUAAUCAAAACUAGUCCUGUUGAAGAUUCACUUGUAGAUUUCAUAUUUAGACCGUGAAGCAAUCACUUUUUGCUCUACUACAUGGAGUCUUCUAUAUUUAAACUUGAGCUCAUAAAAAGGCACGGAAGCUAAUGAUUUGGCUCUGGCUUGUGUUUAUUUGUUUUCUCUGCUUUCCAUGAUCUGUAGAUGGUGGGAGCUAGAGUUCGUGUUUUGAACAUUGCUGGAAUCAGUGAAUUUGAGCAAAUUUUGGAGCUGAAUCUAAUGUGGAACUGGUGGGCAUUGAUACUGCGGAUGCUGGCAUCAAACAGAAUGUAGAAAAUGCAUAAGAGAGAGGAGUUGCAGUCUUAAGUAGUGCCAAGUGCAGAAGCUUAUGAUACUCUUUAUGAUAGUUUGCUAUUAGAGAUAUAUUUGACAAAGUUGAUUAUUGGAAGCUGGAUUCUUUUUCUUUUUAAACCUAAUAUGAUGAUACUACUGUCUGUAAAAACACAAAGGCCAUGGAGCUUUUAUGGCUUCCCACUACCUAUUUGGCUCAUUUUUAUUCUUUU
Molecule: messenger RNA, 3255 nt
Organism: Rubroshorea leprosula
Lineage: Eukaryota; Viridiplantae; Streptophyta; Magnoliopsida; Malvales; Dipterocarpaceae
Source: the annotation of a GenBank genome assembly